Messenger RNA from Trypanosoma brucei brucei TREU927, 411 nucleotides. RefSeq lists its product as hypothetical. The coding region runs from base 1 to 411 and encodes 136 amino acids. The record is from RefSeq and is a predicted model, not a curated record. Lineage: Eukaryota; Euglenozoa; Kinetoplastea; Trypanosomatida; Trypanosomatidae. The transcript has a single exon.
AUGCUUAAAAUUGCAGCAGUCAUUUUGUUGACGCUGAGGACGUGUACGCCCAGUGUCGUCUUCACACGACAACCAGACGUGCAGGUCACAUAUGGAGACGAAGGGCCGAGAGAGUACUUCGCUCCCACAGCAGAACAGUUGGCACGGGGAAAGAUAACUCCAAAACACAAAACUCAGCCGAUGGUGGGACCUUUGACCCAUGGUAGUAUACCCGAUGAAAGGAGCGAAGGAGGUGAAAGUGAGAAAAAAAGUAGUGAAAAAGUCAGCCCUAAGGCAAGCGAUGUUGAGAACGAGGAUGGUACAGUGGUUGAAGUAUUACACCAACCAGAGGCGAGUGGGGCACCUGUUGUUGCAGGUGAGGAAAGCACAUAUAUAGCAGCACAAAAGUCAAAAAGAACAAAAAAACAAUAG